UAAUAAAUCAAAUAUUAUUCAUAAUGGUUAGUUUAACUAUAGUUAGCGUAAUAUUGAGCGCUAUAUUAGCAAUUUAUUGGUAUUUAACAAAAACUUAUGAUCACUGGAAGAGAUUGGGUGUCAACGGCCCGAAGCCUAUCGUUGUUUUCGGUAAUUUCCUGCACCGGUGUGUCCGCCCACUCGCUGUGAUAGAUGUCGGGUACCUCAAGAAGUACGGCACCAUAAUUGGUGUAUACGACGGCAGAAAUCCAGUACUACUGGUGGCGGAGCCGGAGAUAAUCAAACAAAUAACGGUCAAAGACUUCCAGGCGUUUGCCGACCGCCGGUCGCUGACCACUGAACACCCCAUCAUUAAUAAGGCUCUGUUCCUCAACACCGGCGACGACUGGAAACGGUUGCGCACAAUAAUGUCGCCCACUUUCACGUCCGGCAAAAUGCGCCGAAUGUAUCAUUUGGUCAGAGAGUGUGUCCGCGAAAUGUGCGAUCACUUGGAUGUGAUCACAAACCACAGCUCCGGUAGUGAGCCAAUCAAUAUCAAGCCCUUUCAUCAGUGUUUCGCGUUGGAUGUGAUCGCUUCGUGCGCUUUCGCCACCAAAAUCAACGCCCAGUCGGAGCCCAACAGCGAGUUUGUGGUCAACGGGCGCCGCGUUAUGGACUUCAAUGUGUGGCAAAUGAUACCGUCGUUUGUAUUCCCAAAGUGGUUGAAUCGGGCGCUCGGCGUACGGACACAGUUCGUGGAGGAGCCGAGUGAGUACAUGUUCACAAUGGCCCGGCAU
Molecule: messenger RNA, 776 nt
Organism: Medioppia subpectinata
Lineage: Eukaryota; Metazoa; Arthropoda; Arachnida; Sarcoptiformes; Oppiidae
Source: the annotation of a GenBank genome assembly